This is a messenger RNA of Durio zibethinus, 2106 nucleotides long. RefSeq names its product IQ domain-containing protein IQM3-like. NCBI's taxonomy places the organism in Eukaryota, Viridiplantae, Streptophyta, Magnoliopsida, Malvales, Malvaceae. The record is from RefSeq and is a predicted model, not a curated record.
CCAAAAUCAAAUGUAAAAAAUUUAACCAUGUGAUGCACGGAUUUUCCCUUUCCUAGUUUCCUGUCUCUACAGCAAGUGAGUUACAGCAAAACUCACUCUCAACCUUAGCGCGUGAGUCACGCACUUCACUACGUAUGAAUGGGAUACAAAAAAUGGAAGGUAGGUUACCCGGGGAUUUCCAUGUCUUCAGCUCCGCUAUUUAUAUCCUUUGCUCUCUCUUUCUCUCAAAACCAGCGAUCGAAGAUUUUUAUUUUCGUUUUUCUUUCUCUGGAAAAUUUGCUGAAUAUCUUAAGGCUUUGUUUGGUUUAAACUAUUUUUGACAAAGUCUAGUAGAAUAGAAAAUAAACACAAUGGAAGUAAUUGAAACUCAAACAGCUCUUUCAAAUUUCUGUCUCCAGUCAAAGUCUCCGUUCUGUAACAUUUCCACCUCGGACCUUCCAAACACAGGGUUCCCUGGGGGCUCCGAGCCGUCCCAUUUUUUCUCUAUGAAUAGUCCCAAAGAAGCAAGGGAAUCAGAUUCUCCGUCGGGGAAUAAUGGUGGUGGAUUUCAAAUGCCGGUGGGGUCGUUGAUCGAUGGUCGAGAUUCCUUGGGUUCGAAUCACUCGUCUGGUGGGCCUUGUGGUCGGUCGAACGCGGCUGUUAAGGUUCAGAAGGUGUACAGGAGUUACCGGACACGGCGUAGGUUAGCAGACUCCGCUGUUGUCGCUGAAGAACUCUGGUGGCUGGUUUUAGAUUAUGCAAGGCUUAAUCAUAGCACAAUUUCGUUUUUCAAUUAUUUGAAACCAGAAACUGCUGUUUCAAGGUGGAAUCGUGUUAGUUUAAAUGCUUCUAAGAUUGGGAAGGGAUUAUCUGAAGACGCCAAAGCACAAAAAUUGGCUUUUCAACACUGGAUUGAAGCUAUUGAUCCGCGUCAUCGCUAUGGGCAUAACUUGCAUAUUUAUUACGAGGAGUGGUGUAAAGCUGAUGCUGGUCAACCAUUUUUCUACUGGUUAGAUAUAGGGGAUGGCAAAGAUAUUAAUCUGAAAGAAUGCCUGAGAUCGAAGCUUCAACAGCAAUGCAUUAAGUAUCUUGGACCUCAAGAGAGGGAGCAUUAUGAGUACAUUGUUGUUGAAGGAAAGAUUAUCCAUAAACAAACCGGAAAUGUGCUUGAUACAAUCAAAGGAUUGAAAGAGGGGAAAUGCAUAUUUGUUAUGAGCACCUCCAAGAAAUUGUAUGCCGGCGAGAAGAAGAAAGGAAUGUUUCAUCAUUCUAGCUUCUUGGCUGGAGGAGUGACAUUAGCAGCUGGUAGGCUGAUGGCAGAGCAUGGAACCCUUAAGUCCAUCUCUGCAUAUAGUGGACAUUACCGGCCAACAGAUGAUAGUCUUGAGAGUUUUCUAUCCUUUCUGAAGGAGAAUGGAGUGAACCUUAGUGAAGUUGAGAUAUGCCGGGCGACUGAUGAUUCUGAUAGCUAUGAUGAUGGCAAAUCCAGGAGUGUUGGGACAACAGUUGAAUUUUCAACAAGCUCACAGCCAACUGAACUUGAAAUUGACAAUGAAGAGAAGAAUUUGUCAUCAGAAUCAUCUGAAACUAAUGAAACAGAGACCAAAAAUAAUUUCGAAAGGACUUUAUCUGGUGGUCUUCAGAGCCCAAGAGCUGAAGUGCCUGAAAAAGCCAUAUUGCAAAGGAUCAACUCCAAGAAGGCUACAAAAUCAUACCAAUUAGGACAUCAGCUGUCACUCAAAUGGUCAACUGGGGCUGGGCCAAGGAUUGGGUGCGUUGCUGACUAUCCUGUACAGCUGAGACAACAAGCAUUAGAGUUUGUCAACCUUUCUCCAAGAGCUCCUCAGACCCCUUCCGCAUUCCUGUGUCCAACAACGCCACGCACCCGUUCCACACCUUCAGCAUGGCGGUGUCCUGGUGGCCUUGCACCAAUUAUAUCUCAGCCGACAUCGGAUGACUCUAUCGCUGAUAGGACUUCUGGCAACUGAGUGUAAUAUACCAUUAGUUUAUCUUUAGGAUUCUAGCAUAAUGGAUGCAUUAGUGAAGGCGACCUGAUCUUGAAUAUCUUAAAAUCAUUUAAUAAUAUAUAUUUUUUAUUUGAAGCUAUCAUCACUCCAAUAAUAAAUU